Molecule: messenger RNA, 1287 nt
Organism: Gregarina niphandrodes
Lineage: Eukaryota; Apicomplexa; Conoidasida; Eugregarinorida; Gregarinidae
Product: methyltransferase
Exons: 1
Coding region: 1-1287 (428 amino acids)
Biological process (GO): methylation
Molecular function (GO): methyltransferase activity
Source: RefSeq, a predicted model, not a curated record
AUGGCCAUUAAGGUCCUCUACAUCCCGAUACUAGGUGAGUAUGUCAGACGGCUUACCUUUAUCUCUGGACUACAAGAUACGAACGCGAACCUGUGCUUGUUUAUGAGGAUUUUGUACACUCUGCUGCCGAGCGAUAUUAGGUUCGACCCGGCAGAGCGCGAUUUGGCUUGGUACUUCCUAGAGAUACAGUACAAAGCGGUGUACUGGUUGGUUAGGAUGUUUGGUUUCAGAGUACUACCGCCCCCACUAAGGCCGUUGUUCGUAACAUAUUACGGUAGGGCAGUCCGCUCUGCAUCAUUUGUUCAGGAAGCAAUUCUCAACGACUCUGUGAAUCAGUUGGUGAUCCUAGGGUCAGGUUAUGACUGCUCAGCAUACCGGACUCGCCAACUCCGAAUAACGAAAGAGCGAUACGUUAAAGCCUUCGAAUUGGACUUGGCCGACGUCCAGCAGCGUAAAAUACGCAUGAUGAAGGAGUCGAUGACCGAAGUCGAGUACCAGUACUAUACAGAAGGUGUCAUAUUUGUUCCUUGUGAUUUUGAUAAACAGUCUGUGAGGACAGUCCUGCUGCAGGCUGGACUAGACCCGACACAGUCCGUUGCGAUUCUUUGGGAAGGAGUAACAUACUAUCUGGAUAUGAAAUCGAUCAAGAGUACUUUACAGGAGAUUCAGAACAUCUUCUCGAAAGGAUCUCUUGCGCACCAGUCCAGUAUAAUGUCUCCUUCCAAGCCCUCGUCGGCUCAACCCUCAUUGGUUCAGCCCUCAUCAGCUGCCGCUACGGAUGCCUCCGUUGCCGAUGCCUCUGUUGCCGAUGCCUCUGUUACCGAUGCCUCUGUUGCCGAUUCCUCGACGGUUGAGCGUUUGGUGGAACCGAGUUCCGCUAUGAGACCCAAUGAGGGUUCCCCAGUCUCCGCCGACUCUACGGGCUGUCUAAGUGAAGAUGUGCCCGCGAUGCAGGAAGCAGGGAGUCCGACUAUCUUCCUGUUGUUUGAUUACAUGCCUGCUUGCAGUACAUUGUUGAAAGAGGGGGAACAUGAGUCCUGGUUGUGGAAGCUAGAACAAGACCUCAACCAAGUGGCUGGUACCCCAUUCAUUACGGGCAUUCAGAGUGUCGAGACUCUCUUGAGUGAGUACGGGUUCAAGGUCACUAGAGAAACCUCCCGACUCACGCACGUAGGCAACUUGGCUAAAUACGAUAUGUUGGAUGUAUUCUUUGAGCCUAACUCCACACAAGGCCAUAAUGAACCUAACCUGAUUGUUGUUGAAGCCCAAUAUAAAGUUUUUGUCUAA